AUGAGCUGGGAACAGGAGCAAGCGAGAUUGGCAGCUUUGUUGGAAGAAAUAAUAUCGGAUAACGAAGAUAAUGUUGCAGUGGAAAGUGAUGCCAGCUUGGAUGAGAAUUUUAUUCAAGAAUCUGAUCAUGAUUCUUUAUCAGAACAGGAUAUUUUAUCCGAGUCUGAAGUAGAAGAGGCUGAAACUAAGGAUCGACAACAAGAAUAUUACAUUGGAAAAGAUAAAGUAACUAAAUGGCACAGAGUCAAGGGUCGUACUGCAAUUAGAACCCGCGCUCACAAUAUAAUUACUGAAGCUCCCGGUCCCAAAGGUCACCUUGAUAGAAGAUCUUCACAACCAGGGUUACCGAAAGCACUCAAGAGGAUGUUGAAUGCUCCUGGAUCAAGCACCGAAGGAAUGUCGCCAACAAAAAAGCAGCGCUGUAUAGGGAUGUUGUAUCCAGAAAACGUAUCAAAGAUAUUACCCAACCAGACUAAAAAGCAAGCACACUCCGAAUUUUCUACUUUGAAGUCUGUUCCAGAACAUUAUUAUUAA
Messenger RNA from Danaus chrysippus (African queen), 534 nucleotides. NCBI's taxonomy places the organism in Eukaryota, Metazoa, Arthropoda, Insecta, Lepidoptera, Nymphalidae. The record is from the annotation of a GenBank genome assembly.